AUGGUACGUGAGCAAUGUCAAUUAAGUGAAGAAGUAUCUAGUACUUCAUUAAUUCCGUUUCAAAAAACACGCAAAUUGAAAAUAAGUAAACAAAUUCGACCAAAGAUGCCUCCUACGACGACAGUAAAACCUCGAGCUAUAGUUUUGUCUGGACCAAGCGGAUCUGGUAAAAGUACAUUAAUUGCUGAAUUAUUUAAAGAAUAUCCAACAGCAUUUGCUUUUAGUGUAUCUCAUACAACAAGAGCACCUCGGCCAGGUGAACAAAAUGGUCGAGAAUAUCAUUUUGUUGCUCGAGUUGAUAUGGAAAAAAUGAUUGCUCA
This is a messenger RNA of Rotaria sordida, 320 nucleotides long. The record is from the annotation of a GenBank genome assembly. NCBI's taxonomy places the organism in Eukaryota, Metazoa, Rotifera, Eurotatoria, Philodinida, Philodinidae.